Messenger RNA from Cyanistes caeruleus (blue tit), 1407 nucleotides. The record is from RefSeq and is a predicted model, not a curated record. NCBI's taxonomy places the organism in Eukaryota, Metazoa, Chordata, Aves, Passeriformes, Paridae.
AAAGAAAUUAUGUGUUUUGAUCCAAUGGCUGUCCCACCGUCAUACUGUGACUUGGGAAAGUCUGCCAGGGAUGUUUUCAACAAGGGAUAUGGAUUUGGAAUGGUCAAGUUAGAGUUGAAGACCAAGUCUUCUAGUGGAGUGGAGUUCACUGCAACCGGUUCUUCCAACACAGACACAGGCAAGGCUUCAGGCAGUCUGGAGACCAAAUAUAAGGUCAAAGACCAAGGACUUACAUUCACCCAGAAGUGGAACACAGAUAACACAUUGGGAACAGAAGUUUCUGUUGAGGAUAAGUUCGCUACAGGAUUGAAGGUGGCUCUUGACACUACAUUUGUACCAAACACAGGGAAGAAGAGUGGAAAGUUGAAGACCUCCUACAAAAGAGAAUAUAUACAUCUAGGCUGCAGUGUAGACAUUGAUCUCUCUGGACCAACCCUUUAUGGCUGGGCAGUGUUGGGCUUUGACGGCUGGCUUGCUGGCUACCAGACGGCUUUUGAUACAGCCAAGUAUAAGCUUUCACAAAAUAAUUUUGCCUUGGGAUAUAAGGCAGGAGACUUUCAGCUGCAUACUUAUGUGAAUGAUGGCACUGAGUUUGGUGGGUCUAUUUAUCAGAAGAUUAAUAAUAAGGUAGAGACAUCAGUCAAUCUUGCAUGGACUGCUGGCAGUAACAACACACGUUUUGGUUUUGCUGGGAAGUACCAAAUGGAUGAGAAGACUUCCAUUGUGGCUAAAGUGAACAAUGCCAGCCUCAUUGGAAUUGGUUACACUCACGCCCUCCGACCUGGUGUAAAGCUGACCCUCUCGGGCUUGAUUGACGGCAAGAAUUUCAGUGCUGGAGGUCACAAAAUUGGGCUGGGAUUUGAGCUGGAAGCUUAACACAGCUUUAAGUAAAACAACUGGUGGUGCUCUGGAAGAUGAAGGAAAAGUGUACCCAGUGUAUUUCAGCCUUAAUAUUACUCUGAAAUUUGAAGAAGUGUGAACUUUCUGCUCUUCCCAAGAAUGACUUUAACCCAAUGUUGAAGUCCAGAGUGUGCCAGCACAACAAAGGAAGACACCUGAAGGCAUGCAUGGAAGUUGUGAUGUUUGUGCCACAUUUCGGUUUCCUGUAUUUUAAAUCUGUUCCAAAAAAAAACAGAAGAAACUUCAACCUCUCCCCAUUACUGUAUUGCAUUUUGCAUGUCCUGUACUUCACAGCCUUUUAUAAAAGGAGGUCUCUGUGCUGUAGUGGAAAUUUGGGGUUACAUCAGAAUAAAAUAAAUUGCUCACGGUCAGAACAGAAGGUUGGUGUGUGUUGACUUGCACCAAGGUUCCAUCCAGCUUGGUUUUUUGGUUCUUUUUUUUGUUUUUUUCUUUUCAUGCAACUUUAAGUAUGGUUAAUAGAUAAUCUGCCAAUGCUUUGUUACACGA